GAUUACUACAGGUCGACAGGCUUCUUUCCACGGCUUCUGUCAAUUACAAGACACAUUUGUGCAGCCCAAUUCCGAACCGCGGGCGCAGUCUUUGCUCAAACAUGUUAUCUUUCCUGUUCCGAAAACCCUCUGCUGGACCUCCGUACGACAUUACGAAAAAUCCAUGGCGCGCGAAACGGAAGUGGCCUCCUGAUUUCGAACAGCUAUCACAGAAAGAGCAAUUCAAGUUCGAAAGGCGGUUCAGACGCAGACAUAAGCUGAAAUGGAUGCGACCUGCAUGGACGAAGGGUGUGAAGAUCACGCAGUGGGGAUCAAUCACAGCGAUACUGUUAUAUGCAGUCUUCGUCUACGAAGAUCCGAAAGCGGGCUCCAGAGACCAACCAUUUGCAUUUGUGAGUGAACCAUCGACGUCUGGCAUAGGCAAUUGCUUACGAACAGGCUCGUCAAUGGUACAAGGAAAGCAUACGACCGUUACUGCCCUUUGCGAAGAGCCACACCUCUUCGCCGCCACACCGAGGCGACCAAGUCAAUAGCCAAACUUCAUGAUCAGCUUGGCAACGGAUGGCUCAUUGAGGGCCUUAUAUUCGGAGCAGACGGCCAGGCAUGUGGAAUAGCAGACAACAGGCUUGCGGACAAAGCCGAAUGGACAUGCUUCUGACUGCCAGUGCAGACGGACACAUUACGUUCAGGCCACAAUACCUCUGCUUAGCAGACUUGAAGCACUCGAUCAUAUGAUCAAAUCAACGAGAAGCCUCGUUUCC
This is a messenger RNA of Pseudovirgaria hyperparasitica, 761 nucleotides long. RefSeq lists its product as uncharacterized. The transcript is spliced from 2 exons. The record is from RefSeq and is a predicted model, not a curated record. NCBI's taxonomy places the organism in Eukaryota, Fungi, Ascomycota, Dothideomycetes, Acrospermales, Acrospermaceae. The coding region runs from base 102 to 533 and encodes 143 amino acids.